GCAUUUACGAAACUCCGUGUAUCACAAGUGUCGGAAACAUUAGUGUGGGUUUACAAAUCCCCCAUUAAAAUGUCAAACGGUUAAUACAUUAUGACAAACGUUAGCUGACUGGGAAAUGUCCGACAUAGUUACAUUACAAACCUGAGACAGGUUCAGCGUUAGCUAGACUGUUACCCAAACAAUUAUAACGUUACUAUAAACACAUACUAAGCUACAGAUAAUGAGCAGUUAGCUAGGUAUUGGUUUCGUUAACGAGUAAACGGGCGGAAAUAAAAAACGCUUGCAAAUGUUUUAGUUGUGUGUAACCUUCAGCCAGUAACUUUCCAGCUAACUAGAGCUGACGUCGGUUGAAACAUUUGUUUAAGUGAGUUAGCCUGUGUUUAAAUUUCCAGCCACAUCUAGCUAGCAUUAUAGGCUAACAAGUGAAAUCGCCACUCAGCUAAGGUAACGUUAUUGUAGCCCGCCGUCUAUUUUCUCUCUCUGUUAAAAUGUCUGUCGCUGUAUGCUUUUCUGUUUAGUUGGUGAUUGAGUGCUGCUGACACACAGUGAUCGCCAUCAUGAUGACAACCAAGAGACUUGACAAUUUUGAGGUGGUGUGUGAGUGGGCUUCGUGCAACUUCAAGGGCCACACCAUGGAGGAGCUGAGCGAUCAUAUGUCACUGCAUUUAAAUGACUACCUGGGAGACAACGAUGCCUUAGAAGAGCUGGAGGAGUAUGCUUGUCUCUGGAAUGGAUGUGAAUUUGUAUCCAUGGGUAGCCCUGUGGAGCUGGAGGUCCAUGCCUACUUCCACAACUACCACGGUAAGCUCAAGUUCGUUGGGUCACAGCUGCUCAAGUCCCGCCCUGAUCUGCCCAGCUGCAACCAAGGCUUGCACAGCAACAACCUGGUUCCUGAAGGAUCAGAUGGAUACGUUUGCCAGUGGGAGCAUUGUGAUAGUACAUUUAACAAUCCUGAGUGGUUCUACCGACAUGUGGACAAUCAUGUUGAAAGUGCUGAGCCGCAAUCUCUCCAACAACAUCAGCUGGCUCUCUUCUGCCCCUGGACAGGCUGCGAUGCUUUCUUCAAAAUCAGAUACCGUUUGAGAGAACACAUGCGGAGCCACACUCAGGAGAGACUUGUAGCGUGUCCUACAUGUGGCAGCAUGUUCUCCAGCAACACCAAGUUGUUUGACCACCUACACAGACAGGCUGAGCCAGUAGAGUCUCUGGUAUGUGAACAUUGUGGCAAAGCUUUUUCCAGCGAGAGGCUUUUGAGGGAUCACGUUCGUCAACAUGUGAAUCAGGUGAAGUGUCCCUUCUGUGACAUGACCUGCACCACUUUGGCAGCUCUGAAGAUCCACAUCAGGUUCCGCCACUGUGAUGAGCGGCCCUUCCCAUGUGACUUCUGCGACAAAAGAUUUAAGAACCAGCGCGAUCUACAAAAGCACACAGAGGUUCACAACGAAGGCACUGUGUAUCACUGUACAGUGGAGGGCUGUGAUUAUUCGUGUCACACAUUCCAAACCAUGAGCCACCACUACAAGAGAGUACACGAGGUCGGGGGGAUGUCCAAAUAUAAAUGCCAUAUCUGUGAUAAGGUCUUCUCCUGGUGUUACACUCUCACACUUCACCUUCGCAAGAAGCAUGAGCUGAAAUGGCCUUCUGGACAUUCCCGCUUUAGAUACAGGAAGGAUGUAGACGGCUUCCUAAAAGUAAACAUGGUGCGGUUUGAGACCGUGGAAGUGACGAAGGAGAUCAUGAAGAACAUGGCCAAAAAGCCACAAAGCCUUCGGAAAAGCCAGAGAACCAGCAGCCGGAACAAGAGGGCUGCGGUCGCGCCAGAGAGCGGCCGAAGCUCUCCCGCAGGAUCGUCCUCGCCCUCCUCCAGCUCCUCGUCCUCGUACUCCUCGGAGCUCUCUGGAGGUGAGGACGUUUCAUCCCAGCCCAGCCCCAGAGGCAGUGACUCUCCUGUCUACUGUGUCAUGAGCACCAUCCCUCACAUUGAGGAGGAGCCUGGAGGAUUAUCGCAGGAGGACUGCGAUGGCAGCGGGACAUCUGGAGCAGUCCAGGCCCUGACAGAGGUUGCAAGGGGCCUGGGCAUGGACGUGGUGUGAUUCCUCCUCGCUGCGCUGCACCAUGCAUCCAUCACAGGCACUCUUGUAACUGUUAGGCAAUGACAUUGGUUUGCCUCUUGUAUUUUUGCUGUGUAGCUGCCAGUGAAGACUGGAAUAGUUCCUAUCCAAAGCUUUCUCGUGUUCUCCAGUGUUUUAUAGAGUGGCGUUACAUUGAGAUGGAUAUCUCUGCACUGGUUUUGGAGACAUUUUCAUUAUAGCAACUCUUAUUAACUCUAACGCCUCAGCUUGGCUUUGUGACGUCGCUCGUCUAUGGGAUUGCCUGUUAAUCCUGUUAAUGUUUCUGACAAAGCGUACAUGAACGAGAUGAGUUGAAAGCACUACCAAGCUAGUUCUAUGAAAUGUUGUUCUUUACACACCACGUUCCAUUGUCCGUGAUAUUUCCAUGAUGUUGCCUGACAGAAGAUUUUUAGAAGACAUUAUUUUUUUAGCGUAGCCUUGGAAUGACGCUUAAUUUUAUUGUUACAAUACAUUUUUGAUACAAAAGCAA
Molecule: messenger RNA, 2601 nt
Organism: Perca fluviatilis (European perch)
Lineage: Eukaryota; Metazoa; Chordata; Actinopteri; Perciformes; Percidae
Exons: 9
Coding region: 558-2093 (511 amino acids)
Biological process (GO): anatomical structure development; regulation of transcription by RNA polymerase II
Molecular function (GO): DNA-binding transcription factor activity, RNA polymerase II-specific; RNA polymerase II cis-regulatory region sequence-specific DNA binding
Source: RefSeq, a predicted model, not a curated record